GGGUAAAAUGAUUGUGAGUUUACAUUAAUAUUUGUGUGUGUAGCAUAGCUUCUAAAAGCGGGGUUUAUAUGAAUGAACAGGUAACAUGGUUAAAAUGAACAAUCCGGUAGGUGGCGACAAAAACCUGCGUGUUUACACUGAUUGGUUGUUGAGAAGUUCGUUUGAAUGAAGGGGGCGGUGUUUUACUCUCCGAGCCAUAUAAAAUCCCACGGUUGUAUUUUUGGGACACGGCCUGAUCAGUCCAUGGACUGUAAAGUUUGAAUGUUUGUUUUUCCUGUAAAGUGUAAGUGCAUCGAUAGAUUAAACUACUGUAGGACAACUAUUACAAACAUACAGAGAAAUAAAAAUGCUUUGCCAUAUCACGCGACCGGACUCGAUGGUGAUGGAGGUGGAUGUUGAUUCGAAGGCUAAUGGAGAGGACUGUUUACACAAGGUCUGUCGGAAACUGGGAAUAAUAGAGGUGGAUUACUUUGGGCUUCAGUUCUGUGGAAGCAAAGGGGAGAGUUUGUGGUUGAAUCUCAGGAACAGGAUCUCCCAACAGAUGGAUAACCUGUCUCCCUGCAGACUGAAGCUCAGAGUCAAGUUCUUUGUGGAACCCCAUCUGACCCUGCAAGAACAGACAAGACAUAUGUUCUUCCUGCACAUAAAGGAGGAGCUGGACAGUGGCAGCCUGCAGACGGAGGCUGAGCAGGCCAAGGAGCUGUGUGCCCUCCUAGCCCAGGCUGAGUACGGAGACUACAACCAGAACACAGCCAAGUACUGCUCCAGCCAGAUCUUCAGACAGGAGCCUGACCUGGCAACCAUCAACAGCAUCCAGGAGAAGCACCGUGAGCUAGAGGGUCUGAGCCAGGCGUCAGCAGAGUACCAGGCCCUACAGCUGGUGUCCUCCCUGGAGAACUACGGGGUGGAGUGGCACUGGGCCAGGGACUCAGAGGGACAGAGGCUGGCUAUAGGGGUCGGCCCUGAAGGGGUAUCUAUCUGUCAGGAGGACUUCACCCCCACCAACAGGAUCAUUUAUCCCAUCAUCCAGAUGGCCACCCAGUCAGGGAAGAAUGUGUACAUGACCAUCACUAAGGACAGUGGUGAGGAUGUGGCCCUGCUGUUUAAGAUGACAAGCACCAGAGCUGCCAGCGGCCUGUACCGGGCCAUCACAGAGACCCACGCCUUCUACAGGUGUGACACGGUGACGAACGACGUGAUGAUGCAGUACAGCCGUGACUUCAAGGGUCACCUGGCGUCUCUCUUCCUCAACGAGAGCAUCGACCUGGGCAAGAAGUAUGUCUUCGACAUCCGACGCACCUCCAAGGAGGUCUACGACCACUGCCGCAGGGCGCUCUACAACGCCGGCAUGGCAGGGGACUGUGUGUCCGGCGAGCAGAGCCCGUCGCGGUCCCCUGGGGUGGGGGAAGGAGGCUGUGAGGGGUGCCAGAGGAGCCGGGUUCUGGAGGAGAAGCUGCAGCAGCUCCAGGAUGCUCUGCUGUGUAUGCUGUGCUGUGAAGAGGAGAUGGACGCUGCCUUCUGCCCGUGUGGACACAUGGUGUGCUGCCACAACUGUGCUGUCCAGCUAGAGGUGUGUCCGGUGUGUCGGUCAGAGGUGGACCAUGUCCAGCACAUCUACCUGCCCACCUGUGCCAACCUGCUGUCCCUGGCAGUGAGCAGUGCUGCCCCCUUCAAUAUUCCCAGAGACCUGGCCACUCACCUCUGUUCCUCCAGAGAGUUCUACACCAGCACAGACCAGAUCUGUCACACGUAGAUUUACUUCCAAAUAGCUAUCAUUGCUAUCAUUGCUAACGUUAGCUAGCUAAAAUCUGGAGGUCUCCCCUCAAUCUUAGCUAGCUGGCUAACGUUAGCUAGCUAAAAAUCUGGAGGUCUCCCCUCAAUCUUAGCUAGCUGGCUAACGUUAGCUAGCUAAAAUCUGGAGGUCUCCCCUCAAUCUUAGCUAGCUGGCUAACGUUAUACUGCAUCUAAAGUUAAUCUGGCGACAUCAAAAUGAUGAAAAAAGGUUUUCCUACUAGCUAUUUGCCGCCUUUAGAAAUGUCAUUGUGUUUUCAAGCCACAGUAAUAAACUUUAGACUGAAUAUUCAUCAGCCCCCAAUGAGGAUGCAUUGAGUAGAAUGUUCAGUUGGGCAUCAGUCCUAAAACAAACCUUCAAAACAAUAUUGUGAAGCAACGUGCAAACCAUAAAUACCAGGGGUAGUGCUGUAGUAGUAUACCAGUAGUAGUGCUAUAGUAGUAUACCUGUAGUAGUAUACCAGUAGUAGUGCUGUAGUAGUAUACCAGUAGUAGAGAUGUAG
Molecule: messenger RNA, 2294 nt
Organism: Oncorhynchus tshawytscha (Chinook salmon)
Lineage: Eukaryota; Metazoa; Chordata; Actinopteri; Salmoniformes; Salmonidae
Product: E3 ubiquitin-protein ligase MYLIP-A-like
Exons: 7
Coding region: 347-1753 (468 amino acids)
Biological process (GO): ubiquitin-dependent protein catabolic process
Cellular component (GO): cytoskeleton
Molecular function (GO): ubiquitin-protein transferase activity
Source: RefSeq, a predicted model, not a curated record